UCAAACGAAAGAGUGCGACGUUAUCCAAUCAGACACAAGCAGCAGCCGAAAGCUAUGCAACAUGGCGCACUAAAGAUGGCUACUGCACCCUAUGUGAUGAUGGACGCCUGACAAGGAGCUACUUCUAAAAUAACAUUACUUCGACGGAGGCGGCUCCAUGUAUAUUAUGCUGAGCACCACAGGAGGAACAACUGAUCCACCCAAAAAAUAGCUGGAUUGCGUUUGCUGGCUUCUUUCAAGGCUGUCUCAUUCUGCCUCCAAAUUCAUCACGCAUCUGCAGGCUGACAGUGAGAGCUCUUAUUGUCCAAAUUUGGAUUUGGCAUGCACUGACGGGAAUCUGUCAGGUGGUGUUGACUGGUGAAGAAGUAGAGCAUGAGGAGUGUUUGCUGUUCCCAUGGAAUCAAAGGAUAUGAAACAGGAGGACGAUCCCGUUGCUUUGGGCUUGUUGACUCACCAGGCUCUGGGGAAGCUUAGGGAUCAGCUUAGCAGCCUACUGGACCAGCACCAGAAGAUAACAUACCGGCGGGCCUCUACACAGGAACAGUGGGUGAAUAGUUUCCUUUACCAUGGUAACCGCCACUCCUGUCUCCACUGGUCGGGAGCUGCUCUCACUGUGCUGGUGGCAUUUGGACUCUUGUGUUGCUAUGGCAGUCAACCAGAGGGCAGUUCUGGUAAUGAGGUGGUGAAUGCUGCUGCCCUCCUCAUCCUUUUGUUGUUGAAUCUGAUGCUGGUCAGAAGACAGGAGAAGCUCAAAAGGAAUGAGAUGGUUCGGCGUCUCAAAGGCAUCAUCACACAGCUCAGUGAUUAUCUUUCCGGUUGGCUCGGCGAAGUGCGGUGGCUGCCAUGUCUUUACCCCGAUCUCUACACGCCCUCCUCCCCGUCGUGGUCCCUUCACUGGACAUACCGUGACUCCCAGUUGGUCAAUCUGCCUGUCAGUCUGCUUGUGGAAGGAGAUAUAAUUGCUCUCAGACCUGGGCAAGAAGCAUUUGCAUCUCUCAGAGGAAUAAAGGAUGAUGAACACAUUGUUUUGGAACCAGGAGAUUUGUUUCCUCCAUCUUCUCCAUCUCCUGCACGAGCAAAUGAGAAAAUAGGACCCCAGAGCCCACAACAUCAUCGUCUCUUCAGAGUUGUCAGGACUCCGGUUAUAGACGUAGUCAGGAGUAGUUUGGAGUUUGCAGGAUCCCGGCCAAUUACAGUGCUGGACAAUGAGAGGUUUACGGUGCAGUCCGUCAUCACCAAGCUUGUCUGUCCUGUUGUGCUGGUAACGUUCCUGCUGGUAAACUCCAUACGCUACUUUUGUGACGCGCCCAACCUCACCCCCAACAGCUACAAUUUUUUGCAACUUCAGUUGAUGGGUGUUCUGCCUGUCUUACCACUGCUAUUCCCCGUCAUGUGGGUUCUGGUCAACGCAUUUGGAGAGGCGAGGGUCCUUGCUGAGUUCAGCCAUGUAUCUCCGGCGGGAUUGCUUGCUAAAUUCUCUGAGGACACUCUAAGCAGCUACACUGAAGUGGUUUCCUCGCAGGAGAUGAUGCUUUGUGUGUGGAGACACUUCGUUGGUGUCCUGAAGGGAGAGUCUCAGACUCUCUGCUACACCUCCAGCCUCUUACACACACUUGGCUCUGUCACUGUAUUGUGUUGUGUGGACAAACAGGGUAUCCUGUCCUGGCCUAAUCCAAGCCCUGAUACAGUGCUGUUCUUCAGCGGAAGAGUCGAACCACCUCACAAUAGCCAGGAGGAUCUAAUAGAUGGCCUGUCAGUGAACUCCUACUGCAAAGUGGAGACUGAUGAAGACCGGGAUGAGACCCAGGAGGUGGAAAGUCUUGUCCCUCUACCAGAGGAGCCCACCACCCAACUUGGAGAAAUACCUGAGCCCAGUGAGACAUUGCACGAUAUGGCUCAUUCAACAGACACACUAAUGCACUGGCGGUCCAGCCAACCUAUAAAUACUCGCACCAAACACAACUCUGGAUCCAGUGUGAGCUUCAGUCGCAAUACAGAGGGAGGCGAGGAACAAGCCCAGGAAUUUCCGAUGGUUUACCGAGAAUCUGAGGCAGACGAUUAUAUGUGCGACCAUCAACUGGAAAUGUUGAGUCUGUCACAAGACCAGCAAAAUCCAGCAAGUAUUCAGUUUGAUGACCUCUCGUGGCAGUGUCACUUGCCUUCGCUGAAGCCACUGGGCCUCAACAUAAUGCUGAACCUCUGCAACAACAAUGUCACACAGCAGCUCUGCCGCUUCUCUGAUCAUUUGUCUAACUUGGCACUGCAAGAGAGCCAUGGCAGUGUGCAACCUGUUUAUGUUCCUUGGGGGCUCGGUGAGCUCUCCAGGCUCAUAGGGUUCACUCCUGGUGCAAGGGAGAUGUUUAAACAGGAGAGCCACUUGGCUCUUUACCAACUGCCGACUGGAGAUAUUGCAAAAGACGUACCGACGCGCCGGUUGCAUUACUUCACUAAACGACAGCCCCCUAUCUCUCAUCUGAUCUCCCUGUUUGCACGAGACACUUCCUCAGAAAGUGUCCAGAUGCUGUCACAUGGCUCAGCUGACAUUAUCUUGGAGGCCUGCACUGACUUUUGGGAUGGUGCUGAUAUUUAUCCCCUUUUAGGCUCUGACAGAAAAAAGAUUCUGGACUUCUACCAACGUGCCUGUCUGUCGGGUUACUGCUCAGCCUUUGCCUAUAAACCCAUGCAAGGUCCAUUGUCCAGUCAGUUAAAUGGCAAGUGUUUGGAGUUGGCAUCUGGGCCCUGCCUAUUCUCAGGACUGGAGCUGUCCUUAACCACCCCUAACAAGCACCCUUCCUGGAGGAACAGUUGGAGCUCAGACGAGGGUAUAGGUGAAGGAAUGGAAUGUGACAAUGGUGUGCAAGCCCUAAGUGGACAGAUCUUCAUGGGCAUGGUUUCAUCCCAGUUCCAGGCCCGACUGGACACAGUCCGACUCAUUGAUGCACUGAUCACGGCAUGCAUUCGAUUUGUUUACUUUUCCAUGGAGGACGAACUCCGUAGCAAGGUUUUUGCAGAAAAGAUGGGUUUAGAGACAGGUUGGAACUGUCAUAUCUCACUGACUUCAAAUGGAGAUGGUCCAUGUGAAGGAGUUCCCUCCAGCCCCUGUCAUGGCUCCGUCCAUGAAGACCUGAACCAAGAUUCUCGAGAUGAAGCAGAAGGUCCACUGCUGUCAGAGGAGGAGGUUCAUUCAGACUUGGCAAGUUUCCAGCCCACAGACAGUGACGUUCCCAGCUUUCUGGAAGACUGCAACCGGGCAAAGCUUCCGCGUGGCAUUCACCAGGUUCGACCUCAUUUGACGAACAUAGACAACGUGCCUCUGUUGGUGCCACUCUUCACUGACUGCACCCCUGACACAAUGUGUGAGAUGAUAAAGAUCAUGCAGGAGAACAGGGAGGUCACAUGCUGUUUGGGAAGUGCCUCCAAUUUCCGCAACAGUCGCCUUUUUCUGCAGAGUGACCUCAGCAUCGCUCUGGAUCCGCUUUACCCAUCCCAGUGUUCAUGGGAGAUGUUCAGUUAUGCCACCAGAGGUGCGUUCAGCAGGAGCACCGAAGGUCUGUCUCCUCUGAGGCUCUCAGGGCAACUCAAUAGUCUUGGCUGCUCUGUGACCUUUCACCAAGGAGAGAGUGUCAGCAUGACCAAGCUCAUAGAGCAGGCACGUCACACAACAUACGGCAUUCGCAAGUGCUUCCUUUUUCUGCUGCAGUGCCAACUCAGUCUGGUCAUCAUACAGUUUUUAGCCUGUUUAGCUCAGCUCCCUCCUCCAAUGAACACCACGGACAUCCUCUGGCUCUCAUGCUUCAGCUGUCCGCUGCUAAGCUUGUCACUUCUGGGAAAGCCUUCAGAUAGUUCAGUAAUGACUGUUGCUACCGGGAAGAAUCUCGAUGCCAUUCCAAAGAAGACUCAAAACUACUUUCUUGGCUGCUUUGUUUUGAAGUUUGGCUUGACAGUGUGUGCCUAUUUGUUGGCCUUUGGAUUCACACUGCAAGAGGUCUGUCUCAGAAGCACAAACUUAACCACGUUUGAAAACGCGACUGGAAAUUGCCUGCAUAUACUCACAGCCAGCUCUUCAGACCAUGCUCCUCGUUGGUUCAGUGAAUUGUCUAAUGGCCUGCUGCUGACACAGAAGGUCAUGACUGGGUUCCUGGUCUUACAUACAGUGGUGAUCUCACUCAGCUAUGUCCACCGUUCUCAGUCUCUGUGGCGAAAGAGUCCUUUCAGCAAUCCCUGGUGGUGUCUCGCUGUGCCUGUGGUUCUGCUCAGUGAGAUUGUGCAGGCCACUGUGGAUUACCAGUUGUGGCGUGACCAGCACAGCCUCCUGGACUUCGGUCUGGCUGACAUACCUCUGCUCAGCUGGCUCCUGGUCUCUCUGUCCCUCCUGCUGGUGGUGGCGGUCAAUGAGGUGGUAAAGCUACAUGAGAUAAGGGUGCGGGUUCGCUAUCAGAAGAGACAGAAGCUGCAGUUUGAAACAAAGCUCGGAAUGAACUCUCCAUUCUGACGAAUGACUUUUAAGAAUUGGACCACUGGUUCUACUCAAAUCCGUGAAUAGCCAAAGAAGGGAAUUUACCACUUGUUAGUAAUAUAGUCACGCAAACUAUGUCGCUGCAGACAUCGAAAAGUGUGCUUUUAGGCUUCAAAUCAAAAUGUUUAAACGGGGGUGUUUUUUCUAUUUUGCUCAGAAUCCCGGCAGCAUAUUCGAACAAUAUGUGAGGGGAUAAAGGUUUGUCGUCUGAUUUGAAUUGUUUUUAAAAACAUAGACACUUUGUCUUUUGUGGUAGACGUGAAUUCCACUGCGAACUCUUUUGUCCUUCGGAAUUCUGAGAUGACGCUGUGCUAUUAUUGAUAGCCAGUCAAAGUGUUGCACAUCAGCUGAUCAAUUCGAGACAGCAUUUGUGAUAGUCAGCCACACAAACUAUCGUGAGUAUGACAUGCAAUGAUAAUUAAAUCUACAAUCGGCAAUGAACAGGCCCUGGCAACCGUUGUUUAUAUCGCAUGCUCUAAAUCAGGGAUGGGCAACUGGUGGGCCGCAUGUGGCCAGCACCCACACUCAAGGUGGCCCACAAUUCUAAGUCGUCCACCAUACCUGAUCAAUUUUGACUUGUAAUAAGUCGGGUGGAACGGUAUAUGUCCCAAACCGUUAUCACAGUGCUGUGCAUGCAGUCACGCGCCGAAUAGGCCUGAGUUCAUUGCAGUACCGCGCUCCAAAUCAGGUGGCGGUAAUGCACCUUCAACUGUUUGCCAACCGCCGUUAAACAAAGCACAAGGAGAAGAAAAGUUGCCGUCACACCCAUAGAUAUCAUAGAACACUCGAUGGACUUUGACAGCGAUUUGGAGCGACGUGCAGAGUGGCCGCCAUCUUGAACCGGGCCCCUCAAACCAAAACAAGACACAAAUAUUUAGAAUGAGUAUUACAAGGUAUAUUUCCAUGCUGCUGCUUACAUAGCUUGUGUUUGUUGAAACUGACCACACUAUGUUAUGAACACACACACACACACACACACUGCAGACAUGCUGAUAACAUUCAGGCUAGGAACAGACAACAACUGUUGGCAAUUGGUGUCGGAGAGGAGGAUGCAGGAGAUAGGCUCACAUGGAAAAGGAUGACACGCUGUGGCGACCCCCUAACGGAAAAAGCCGAAAGGAAAAAGAGAAGAUUUUAUUGAUUUUGUCAUAGCUCUAUUUAGGGACAAGAUCACCAACCAAACAUUAAAAGAACCGCUGAGAAGGAAUUCCUCCCAGGACGGUUUUUUCCCUUCUCGAGGCCGGCUGGGCAGCUCCCAGGCCUCGUUUAUGAAUUACAGUAUCAACAACAGCAGGUUACAAAUUUACAAUGUAAGAUCAGUGAUCAAAAUCCAGAUAGUUACAACCCUAAUACUUAGAACAGAGACAUCCACUUUCAGAUACUCUUCAGCUUUCAUGAAGCCUGACUCAAAUAGCAAUAAGAAUGAAAUGAGAUUGAAAUUAAAUGUUGAUUUCCAUUAGGAUCAUAUGCAUCUAAAAAUGCACAUUGUAUGCAUAUUAUAGUAAUACACCUACUCUUGGUGGAGAUGAGCCAGGAGGCUGAAAGCAGAGUGUACGGCUCCAGUUUUAAGUUGGACGGUUUGGACGGUCAAAAUGUUCACUGCACACCACUGAGUGGUCACUGGUUACAAAGUUUUUCUCUUCUGAGGGCAAUUUUCAAUUUCUCUUGGAAAUCUAGUUGAAAACAUUUUAAAAGUAGGCAGCCAUUAAAUGUUUACUAUAUAAUACCAUAUUUCACGGACCAGAAGUGGCUCCGGACUACAAAAUCCGCAGGGCCGGCCCAACCAUGGAAAAAGUGCGACUGGGCACAUGCGAGCUCCGCGAACGAAGACGAGACGUAUUUCAACAGCGGCUGUGCAACCCCCUAAAUCAUUGGAGAAAUCCAUUCAUUGAACGCAUUAUCAUCAUCAUCAUCAUCAUCAUCAUUCUUAUUUAAUACUGUGUCGCAUUUUAACCCCACUUUAUUCAGCCGUCUUGCUAUUUUUUUUUUGUUUUUGUUUUUGAGGACCCCAUCGUAACUGCCUUUAACCCCUGAUACGUUCGCCUCAUCAGAAUCGAUAUCACUCCGUCAAUACAAUUCCAUUAUAAUAGAUCCAUACAAACAGGCAUCAAUGUCAAAAUAAAUCUUCUUAAAGUAAAUUUCCCAAACUCUCGAUCUCACUCCAAAUCACUAAAUCCAUUGAACUUCUUUCUCCUCUGGGUCACUUGUGAGCAAAUCUGCCAACUGCGGAAGUAGACGGUACUCCCUCUUCUGCACGCCUGUCGUCAACUUUCUUUCUGCUGCUCGAUUAUCGUUUUCAGCUGCAUAUUUCACGACUUACAGUUUGUAAUCUCCAGAUUAUGAUUUUCUUUAUGGGGGCAUUUAUAGUCAGUCUUUUUUAGUUGUCUUUUUUUUGUUGUUUUUUUUUUCAUCUUUAUAAGUUGUUACAAAGUCCGCAUCACUGCAGACGCUGCACCGAUCCGCCUGUCGAUCUCCGUUCCAUUCUGCCCUCACUCGUGAAUAAGACCCCGAGAUAUUUGAACUCCUCCACUUGGAGAGGGCACUCCACCCUUUUCCGACUUAGGACCACGGUCUCAGAUUUGGAGGUGCUGAUUCUCAUCCCAGCCGACACCCUUAUGCUUGAACAUGGUGUUCGGUAUGGACAAUCCAUGGUAAACACAGAAGUCCAAUAACAGAACACCCCUCGGGUUCUGAUCGGGGGGGGGGGGGGGGGGCAUUCCUCCCAAUCACAGCCUUCCAGGUCUCACUGUCAUUGCCCACGUGAGCAUCGAAGUCCCCCAACAGAACGAUGCAGUCCCCAGCGGGAGCGCUCCCUCCAAGGACUCCAAAAAGGGUACUCUGAACUGCUGUUUGGUGCAUAGGCACAAACAACAGUCAGGACCCGUCCCCCCACCCGAAGGCGGAGGGAGGCUACCCUCUCGUCCACCGGGGUGAACCCCAAUAUAUAGGCGCCGAGCCGAGGGGCAAUAAAUAUACCCACACCUGCACGGCGCCUCUCACCGUGGGCAACUCCGGAGUGGAAGAGAGUCCAACCCCUCUCGAGAGGACUGGUACCAGAGCCCAAGCGGUGUGUGGAGGCGAGUCCGACUAUAUCUAGUCAGAACCUCUCAACCUCACACACCGGCUCGGGCUCCUUCCCUGCCAGAGAGGUGACGUUCCACGUCCCUAGAGCCAGCUUCUGUAGCCGGGGAUCGUAUCACCAAGGUCCCUGUCUUCGGUCACCACCCAGCUCACAAUGCACCCAACCCCUAUGGUGGUGAGCCCAUGGGAAGGGGGACCCACGUUACCCUUUCAGGCUGUGCCCGGCCGGGCCGGUCACCAGGCACUUGCCUUCGAGCCCCACCUCCAGGCCUGGCUCCAGGGCGGGGCACCAGUGACCAGGCAAGGGAAAACGCGAUCCAAUAAUUUUUCUCAUCAUAUGGGUUUUUUGGAGCCAUGCUUUUUCUCGUCCCUCACCUAGGACCUGUUUGUCAUGGGUGACCCUGCCAGGGGCAUAAAACCCCAGACAACUAAGCUCCUAGGAUCAUUGGGACACACUAACCACGAUAAGGUGACGGCUCAAGGAGGGUUUACAUUUUCAGUGGGAGGAGUAAUCGGAGUAGUAUACUGGCACACAAGCCUACAGUGCCCUCUCACGGCUGUCAUUGUGAAAAUAAGGAAUGUGAAAAUGCGGGAAUCACCGCAGAUACUCGAACUGGCUGUAAGAAACCUAUAAUUAAAAGCAUAAACCCCGGAAACACUGCGUUGAGGAGACCUCCAAAACCGAUACCAACCGCGCGGCUGGUUGUGACAACUCUGACUGUGAUGAAAAGGCUACCGGAGCUGACCUAACACCAGAGGUUGACGCUGAGAACUUGGUCAACAAUAACGUUGAGCUGGGUGAGACUUACUUUACUUCUCCGGAACACCGCGGCAUGCGAGAAGACAACCAUCAGCCUGCAGCCUCGCAACACAACUGGCCUGUCUACAACCGCAUCCUCACACGAUGUUGAUGAAAGAGUGGACGACUUAAGUUGGACAGACCCCCCCCGGACAAUUGGUUGUCUUCAGAUGUGGUACUUCAUAUUAAGAUAACCAUCUUAUAUCUCCUCAGACACUUCUUGAGAAAUUACAGUAAAGGUGACUGUUUCGUAUGUAGAGUAAAUGAGCCUAAUCAAAGACGAAAAUGUCGAGAACUGGGGGAGGAUUAUUACUUAAGUAAACACUUCUAUCACAUCAUACCGUGAAAUCUGCACCGAGCACUUUCUACCAAGUAUUCAUUAAAUGUAUAUCACCUGAUGAAGAAAUCUAUAUCACCUGAUGAAGAUAGAGAGACCGUCAAACACGCGGUGGAGACUUUACUGUUGUAGCUCGAACCCUUGAAGAAUAUACUGAGCAGAUUCGAGGAGUUGGAAGAUUACAGACACAAGCUGGUGGUUGACGACGAAAAGCUGAGUCUGGUGGAGAAUUACCUCAGUCAUGGGGAAUGUGUUUAGAAAACUUAGGACUCGCCGACGCUGUACGUGGAUCGACAUUUUGGACAGAACCAUCAGAUACACACCUACCUCCGAUAAAGACGCAGAAGUUUCAAAAAUGUUACCGUAUUUUCACGACCGUAAGGCGCACUUGAAAGUCUUAAAUUUUCCCCAAAAUGGACGGGGCGCCUUAUGAUGCGGCUCGCCUUAUGUGUGCACCGAGUUCCAACAUCUAUAAAUGUUGUGUGAUGAGCGCUCCGCUGGACUGGUUUUUUAUGUAUUUAUUCGUUUUUGGGUGACUUUGUAUUGACCGCUUGACUGACUGACGGACGGAGCAUUUCCUGCCGACACGCUGCUUAUAGAGAGGAAAAGCGGACAGCAUGCGGACGUAAAGGGGGAAGGGUGCGUGAAGGAGGAUGCUAAAGCCACGCCCCCAGUAGGUAUAUAGCGCCGGGGUGUGCAUUGUGCAAAACAACACCGCUUUCGCUAACGACCCCCGAAAAUGGCACCUCCGAAGAGACACGCUUACGAAGCACAGUUUAAACUGCAAGCUGUCAGUUACGCGGAGGACCAUGGGGAUCGAGCAGCCGCGAGAGAAUCCAAGAUCAACGAAUCCAUGGUUCGCAAGUGGAGCAAGCAGGAAAACGAGUAUGAGUUUCCGCGGAUUUGUGGAUGAGGAUUGAUUAAAAACAAUAACGUGAGUACAUGGUUAAAUACUUCAAUAAAGUACAACCGAACUCAGUUUUGCUCCCGCUGCCUUUUUAAAACCAUUGUUUUAGCAUGCAUGCUACUGUAUGUUUUAAGAUAAUACGGUGCGCCUUAUGUAUGUGUUAAAUACAGAAAUAGACCCUGUAACUGAGCUGGCGCCUUUUAAUACGGUGCGCCCUAUGGUCGUGAAAAUACGGUGAUUACACAAAAAGUCAGGUGUCAACGUCAUCAUUCCAACAACCCUGGGAAUCGUUUGUAAGCCAAGUCAUAUCCGAGGGUGAUUCAUGUUUGAGACAUUGAAAAACAUUUUGGAAAGAUGGGAGGGUGAUAUCGGAGUAGGUCACCUGUUGGCUCUUUUCAGUUUGUCCAUCGAUAUCAUAAAACAACCACCCGGUGGAGAUACCCUAUGAACUGAAAGCUGCUUUAGAGUUAAAAGUCCAACCUACGGUCCGAACUGAGGCAUUUAUUUUUAUCAGGUCUUAGAACAUGUUUUUCAACACAGUCGUUAUUUUAUUAUUUGUUGAACUAUGACGCACGUUUCAUUAUUCUUAUGUAUCUUCUUUAAAACCUAUACAGGCUCAAACCUCUUUCGAACUUGUUUUGUACACUUCAUUUUGUGUGAGAACCAAUAAACAAAGCUGUGUCUA
Molecule: messenger RNA, 10325 nt
Organism: Phyllopteryx taeniolatus (common seadragon)
Lineage: Eukaryota; Metazoa; Chordata; Actinopteri; Syngnathiformes; Syngnathidae
Gene: tmem94
Product: transmembrane protein 94
Exons: 32
Coding region: 395-4492 (1365 amino acids)
Source: RefSeq, a predicted model, not a curated record